This is a messenger RNA of Podarcis raffonei (Aeolian wall lizard), 2063 nucleotides long. RefSeq lists its product as uncharacterized. The record is from RefSeq and is a predicted model, not a curated record. Bases 454 to 1596 code for a protein of 380 amino acids. Lineage: Eukaryota; Metazoa; Chordata; Lepidosauria; Squamata; Lacertidae. The transcript has 7 exons.
UCAGCUACCCGCUGGUUGCAUGUCUUCUAAAUCUCAACCAGUCCAUGGAAUGGCACCACCAAUCAGCUUCCAACUUGGCAGGGAGGAGGAUGGACACAAAACUAGAAUUAGUUGUCUCUGCCUAUCAUUGGCUUUGAUCUCGUCAAUAUAGGCUGGUCUUCCUGCCUUCUGCCCUGCCAAUGCCAUUGGGCACCAGCCACCUCUGAAACUUCCUAGUUUGGUUGUAUCACAUGUUAAUUCCCCAGAGGAGGUGUUUGAGGGGGAGUCAGUUGUGGUUAAAGUUUCAACCUUGAGUGAUUUCUAAGCAGAAGGGAAGUGAAAGGCUGUAAAUAACUGCUGCACUUGCAAGUUGCUUCAUGUCAGCUGUCUCUUCUGCUUUUCUUUCCUUUCUCAAGCGAAGAGAACUUAAGGCGACAAGACCAUUUGCCUUUUUUUGUUUUCCAUUUCAGGAUUAUGUUUUUCAUGCUGAUUCUUCUUUUCCUAAGGGAAAUUUCAGGCGCAACCUUCGUUAAUAUUUAUGAAAAUGAAAAUCACUGGCUGAGCUGCAGCAACACAUCAGCCGAUCAGAAGGAAUCAAGAUGGUGGUUGGGGAAAGACUGCUCCUCCUUGGUCCAAUUUGAGCCAAUGCCUUGUGAUCCAAGUUCUCAGUGCCCAGCAGGAAAGAACCCCACAAGCAGAUAUAUAAACUGUACACAAAGGAAUGUCUCUAUUGCUGCUUUCCCAGGUGGUGGAAUAUUUGCAUGCAAAGCCCUGUCAGGUAGCAAUGCGUCAGAUCCACACCCACUUAUUAAUAAGGAGGACCACUGCAGGAAUUUCAACUUCUUCAUUGUAGCAAUAAUAAACAACACUGUAGAGAGUAACAUGCAAUCAGAAGUAUUAGUGGUUGUUGAAGGAGAACAGAGCUUCAGUCUUCCUUGUGAAUUUGAUUUGACUGGUGCCAGAGACAUAUUUACUUUGUAUUGGAUUAAGGAAACAUUUGAAAGGAGGUGCCUUGCUUCUGUUUCAAAUGAAGACCACUGGUUUUCUAAUGAUCUAAACUGCUGUGUUGGCACCAAGAUCAAAAAGAGACAGGUCAAAAAUUUGACUGACCCACUUGACAGACAUCAAAGUCAUUACCUGACAAUUUUCAACACCACCACUUCAGACACUGGAGUGUAUUUCUGCCUGGUUGCUGUUUACACCAACAGACACAUGUGGAAGAUUGUAAAUAAUGUGACUGUACAAGUGCGAAAAGGCAACAGUGAAGGGUCUACUUUUACAAAAGAGCUACAGAUCUCACUGGGAGUGGUAGGAGGAAUUGUUCUGAUUAGUGGGAUAAUAUUGUUCCUUUCCUGGAAGAAAAAGUCUAAAGGAAAGGCAUAUGAAUCGCAACAAAGGGAUCAGACCACAACUGAAAUGGAAGAAGAGUGCUCCCCAUAUGCCGUUUCCAGCUGCAAUGACAUAGAUGGCAAUGAAGUUGUGUAUUCACUUGCGAUGAGUCCUGGUGUGAACCCAGAUAGUCUCUAUUCUUUACCAGAGAGCAAAUCCGAUCCUGGAAUGCAACCUGGAGAGAAUGUGCAAGCAAUUUAUGCUGUGCCAAAGAAAGAGAGAUCUUGAGUAGCGCCAUGGAUCGAAUGUUAGCUACAGAUGUGGAAAUUCUUACUUGAUGUCUAUGUCCACACUCUAUAAAGCCAGUGGCCAUGGACGAGUGUCCUUGAUCUCUCAGCUUCAGUAGGAAUAGGCCAUAAACAGUCUUGGCUUCCCCCAGAGAAUUUGGGUUGCUAGGAGAUCCCUGUUUUGGCUCACAGAGAGCUACAGUUUUAGAGUUCCCUGUGAAGAGGAAUUGAUUGUUAAACCACUCUGGGAAUUGUAGCUCCAGAGGCGUAAUAGGGGGAUCUCAUAACAUAGGGUUGCCAUAAAUUGGACACAAAAGGUUUUUGAGCUUUUUCGGGGAAAGUUGUUGAGCUUUGGAAGAUUGCCCACAGAAAGUUGGCAACCCUAUCAUAAGAGCACUCAGUGCCCUUAAUGAACUACAGCUCCCAGAAUUCUUGGGGGUGAAGCCAAGACUGUUUAAAGUGGUAUCA